This is a messenger RNA of Saccharomyces mikatae IFO 1815, 1167 nucleotides long. RefSeq names its product mitogen-activated protein kinase SMK1 (gene SMK1). NCBI's taxonomy places the organism in Eukaryota, Fungi, Ascomycota, Saccharomycetes, Saccharomycetales, Saccharomycetaceae. The record is from RefSeq and is a predicted model, not a curated record. The transcript has a single exon. Bases 1 to 1167 code for a protein of 388 amino acids. Gene Ontology annotation, molecular function: ATP binding; protein serine/threonine kinase activity. Gene Ontology annotation, cellular component: cytoplasm; nucleus. Gene Ontology annotation, biological process: protein phosphorylation; intracellular signal transduction.
AUGAACCGGACACUAACAGACAAUACCAGAGCCAUAAAUGUGGCAGCCAGCCUCGGUGAUCCUCAACAGAGGACAAUCUUUGCCAAGGAGAGAAUAUCCAUUCCUGGAUACUACGAGAUCAUCCAAUUCUUGGGCAAGGGUGCCUAUGGGACAGUGUGCUCCGUGAAGUUUAAAGGUCAGAACCCACCCGCUAAGAUAGCGGUGAAAAAGAUUAGCAACAUCUUCAAUAAGGAAAUCCUUUUGAAAAGGGCAAUCCGUGAGUUGAAAUUUAUGAACUUUUUCAAGGGUCAUAAAAACAUUGUCAAUUUAAUUGAUCUUGAGAUAGUGACCAGCUCACCGUAUGACGGGCUAUAUUGCUACCAGGAACUCAUUGAUUAUGACCUGGCGAAAGUCAUACAUUCGUCCGUGCAGCUCUCGGAGUUCCACAUCAAAUAUUUUCUAUACCAGAUUCUGUGCGGUCUAAAGUAUAUACAUAGCGCAGAUGUAAUCCACCGAGAUUUGAAGCCAGGAAACAUCUUGUGCACUUUAAAUGGGUGUCUGAAGAUCUGCGAUUUCGGUCUCGCUAGAGGUAUUCAUGCCGGGUUUUUCCAAUGUCAUUCGACUAUACAGCCCCAUAUAACCAAUUAUGUUGCUACAAGAUGGUACAGGGCGCCUGAGCUGCUUUUGUCCAACCAACCGUACAACAAAUCCGUUGACAUAUGGGCCGUCGGAUGCAUUCUUGCAGAAUUCUAUGCUAGGAAGCCCGUAUUCAUGGGACGUGACUCCAUGCAUCAGAUUUUUGAAAUCAUCAAAGUUUUGGGCACCCCUGAUAAAGAUCUUUUGAUCAAGUUCGGUACUAUUAAAGCCUGGAAUCUCGGCAAAAGCAGUAAUAACCCUGUAUAUAAGAAAAUCCCAUGGUCCAAUAUUUUCCCGUUUGCCUCGCAUGAAGCUAUUGAUCUCAUAGAGUCUCUACUCCAUUGGGAUUCGACGCACAGAUUAAAUGUGGAACAAGCCAUAUCACAUCCGUUCCUGAACGAAGUAAGGAAGCCAGAUGACGAACCUGUUUGUCUUCAAGGCCCUUUUGACUUCACUUAUGAAUUCGAGUUAAAUUCAAUGCCUAAAUUAAGAGACUACUUGAUUGAGGAAGUAAAUAGUUUCAAAACCGAAUUAACCUCCUCGUCUUUAUAG